Messenger RNA from Hylaeus anthracinus, 2477 nucleotides. RefSeq lists its product as uncharacterized. The transcript has 9 exons. The record is from RefSeq and is a predicted model, not a curated record. NCBI's taxonomy places the organism in Eukaryota, Metazoa, Arthropoda, Insecta, Hymenoptera, Colletidae. The coding region runs from base 260 to 1285 and encodes 341 amino acids.
CAAGCGUUAGUUAAACCUCAUGCGCAGCACUGAACGGAUUCAAGGCGACUUUUUCUUUACUUUUCGUCGCAACCUUUUCAUUAGCAACAGAAGGGAACGAAGACACUGUAACGAUUCGGAAAUUUGACGCUUGUAUAUUUAUUUGACAUGAAACUUUACAAUUGUGUGUACAAAUUCGUUUUUUCUUAAAAAGUAUCUGGUGUCAAAUUACGAUUUAUUCUCUUAGGUGACCAACGAUCUCGACAAUUCGCGAAGAACAAUGAAAGGGGCUGGACACAUCGAUGAUGCUCAACCAGCCACGGUAGAUGAGCACUUCAAACUGCUUCAGGUUGACAGAUCAAUCUUCAGCACGGAAUUCGUGAAAGUCACGCCAGAAGAUCUGCCCGAAUGGUUCGACGAGAGAUUGUUCAAAAUCGGUCAGGCAGUUUACAUGGACAACACGCUGGGAUUCUCAAUUGCAACCAUAUCUGGCAUCGCAGUAGGAUUGUCCAUCCCAAGCAUCGCAGAGGUUCUCAUAUCCACGAAGCGCAGUUCGACGGUCUCCUUAUGCUUCAAGCGCUACGCUGAAACGGCACUCCUCAUACACGAGCUGUUCCGCUCGGACGUGCUCAAAGCUGAUUCAAAGUGGUUCAAGGCGAUAAACGUGAUUCGAUGGAAACACGCGAUGGCUGGCAAGAGACUCCAUAGAGAAGGACACCACGGGAUAUACAUGAGGGACAUGUCCCUUACCAUAUUUGGAUUCAUAGGGUACGCCUUCAUAUGUCCAGAAAAGUUCGGACUGAGCCACUGUACCCUCGAAGAGAUGACUGGCUUCAACCAUUUUUGGCGCGUUACUGGUCACCUCCUUGGUAUAUCCGAUCGGCUGAAUCUAUGCCGUAAAAAUGCAGCGGAAACGACGGAGAUGUGCAGAAAAGUCGCGCAUGAUAUAAUUAAGAUACAUUUGGAGGAUCACUCGCCAGAUGUUCACCAAUUGAUGAUUUACAUGGUCAAAGGGUUAUCGUAUGUCGAUCCUACUCUGAAUACAGACGCCAUCAUGUCCCUUUCGUACGAGUGUGCGGGUGCAAAGUAUACGAAACCUCUUGGAUGGAACUCCAUUUUUAAUACGAAGUUUCGCGAAACGGUCUUCUAUUUCCACAGUGCUCCUUAUAUUGGAGUAGGAACCAGGAUAUUUUUUAAGUACUUGGUGGGGAUCAUUUAUUGGUCAACCGAGCACUAUCCCUUGUUGGCCAGGAUGGCGUUUGGAAAAGCGAAAUCGAGAAUUUGUUUGUUUCCAAAGAUAGAGUGACCAAAGAUCCUGAUGAAUAUAGGUAAUCGUGUGGGGACGGAGUGAACAAUUGAAACUUGGUUCAAAUUAUGGACGGAACAUGAUCGAUUGUAAAGACGGGGAAAAUGCUAUAUUAUCUUUCGUUGAUAUCACUUUAGCUGCUGAAUGAAACGGUAACGAUAUCGAUCGCUAGAGGUCGCCGCGUGUAGCGUGUCACUGAUUAAGCGCGCAAAAAUAACCGUCGAUAGACUUGGGAACUAUACUAAUUCACUGCUGGUUAGACGCUUUUCUUAGUUCGUAUGGAUAAAAUGAAAAUCGAACUUGACAGAAUUUAAGUCAAAAUAAUUGUGUCAUCGAUGAUAGAUGGUGCUAACGCGAACUUAUUAAUCAGAGUUGACAGUAUCAUCGAUCUUCGGUAGACAGUUAAAAACACGUUUUAAUUACGUUCGUUAAAUGAAAGUGAUAGCUUAAUUUUCAUAUUAAAAUUAACUCUGUUUUACUUGAGAUAUUUGAUACGUUCUUCUUAAAUUAUUUUCGUUCACUCUUAUUUCCAAAGAAUCUGUUUCAUAAACAAGUUUAUUAAUCCUCCAUAUUUCAUUGAAAUAAUGAGUUGACGUCAGAAAGGAUCGAGUAUCGAAGCAAAAAAUUCUUAUAAAAUCUCCCUGAUUCGAUUACAGUGUCCAGUGUCGCGAAACUACUCGCGACACGCAACGUCAUCGAUACCAUGGACGAUAUUCACCAAAUCGUUCGAUAGCAGUCCAUGUCGAGGAAUCCAUCGAUAUUUCUCCCAUUCCCGAAUCAACCACUCUCGAGCUAUUUCCCCGUCCAUUGGUGGCUCGUCAAAAAUCAGCGAUUCCAACCCACGUCAGCCAUGCCUCGAUAUCCCUGUCCGAGGCUGGCGAUAAUUAUCAGCCGCAAUUUGUCUGGCACUGUUCUCGUCUCUGCUCCACCCACGAGCGUCGCUCGGAUCUCCUCUCGUGUUCGUCCAUUCGGUGCCAUUAUCACCCUAUCCCCGCGCAGGAUCGCCAGAUCAUUUUUUCGCGAAUCGCGUGACACCAUACACACAGAAAUAUCAACUCUACACUCUUCACAAGACUGUUAAGGUUUAUUUCUUAGGAAGGUAAUAGCGGCUCGUGUUAUUAUCGGACAUUGACAUCAUUUGGAAAAAGGUGAAAAUUAAAGGAUUACGCACGUGGUGGGAUAUUUAUGUUUA